Molecule: messenger RNA, 257 nt
Organism: Phalaenopsis equestris
Lineage: Eukaryota; Viridiplantae; Streptophyta; Magnoliopsida; Asparagales; Orchidaceae
Product: pre-mRNA-splicing factor ATP-dependent RNA helicase DEAH1-like
Exons: 3
Source: RefSeq, a predicted model, not a curated record
UUACAAGAAAAAGAUUUAUGAACUGGCAAAGCAGCACUUGGAUGAUGCUGAUAAAAUUGAGGAGUAUAGGUUACCAGAUGCGUAUGAUCAAGAGGGUGGUAUAAAUCAGGAGAAAAGGUUUGCUGUAGCUAUGCAAAGAUAUAGGGACUCUGGUUCUUCUGAUAAGAUGAACCCAUUUGCAGAGCAGGAGGCAUGGGAGGAGCAUCAAAUUGGUAUCAUUUGUUUGUUAUUUAUUCCAUUCUGUGCCUUCUCUUUAA